AUGUCAUUAAAUAAUUCAAUUUUGCCAACAAAAAUAAAUCGUUUUGGAAGAAGAGAUUCUCUUAUUAAACAAGCCUCCCUAGAUCGAGAACAAAAUGAGGGGAUUCGACGUCAAAAUACUUUACGUAGUCGAAAAGAAUUAGAACGCUCAUUAACUAUUUGUAAAACGUUAUUACAAUGUUUAAAUGAUGAAAGUGUUGAAUUAAUUAAAAAUGCAAGUGAAGAAGAACAAUUAAAUUUACUUUUAAUUUUAAAUUGUUUAGGUAGGUAUUCAAUUAAAUUUGUGUUAUUCAUUAAAAGUUUUAUUAAAACAAAUUUUUUAAUGGAACUAUAA
Messenger RNA from Meloidogyne enterolobii, 333 nucleotides. NCBI's taxonomy places the organism in Eukaryota, Metazoa, Nematoda, Chromadorea, Rhabditida, Meloidogynidae. The record is from the annotation of a GenBank genome assembly.